UGCUGGGGAACGCCCCUUCCCAGUCUGUGAAUCUGACUGAGACUGAGCAGAAAAUACAGAGCAAUAUCAAGUGCGUUUUGUUGUUCAGAGCAGAGCUCCCCCUGCUGGUCACUGAGAUGAAGUGCAGUGUGGUGUCCAUAGAAACCAGAAGGACGCAGAGAUCUAAUGCAAAGCACAAGAGCUGGAGACAAGUGCCAGGAGUCCAGACACCCGGGGUAAUGGUGGCCGGAGGGUUUAAUGGAGAAAUGGCCCAGAGGAUUUUGCUCGAAUUUGAUGCCCUGGAUAAAUAUUCUCGGGAUGUUCUGGCCAAACACGCCAAGCAGCGCAGCCUGAGUUACCUGCAGAGGAUACCGUCCCUAAGAAUCCCCCUGUCAUUAGAUUUCGAGACGGAGAUUGAUCAGUACCCUGAGGAGAGAACCAGCAGCAGAAGGACCUCCACACCGAGAUCUUCAAGAUAUCCACUGAACGCAGACUUGGGGAAGACGGUCCAUCUGCGACCCUUUACUGCAUCCGGCUACAACAUUUAUCAAGACUUCAAUAGGGAAGAGAGAGAACCGAAGAAACUCACAAAGCCGAGAUGUGUCUCCGCAGACCGGAGGAGAUCUUGGAGAAGUGAGGUGCAGUCAAUACCGGACCUAGAUACACUGUGUCACUGGGAGUACACCGGUCCUGUCCUGUCCAGCCUGGGGGCGCCAUUUACUUUGUCUCCAAGAGAAAUGGUACAAGAUUCCAGUAGAGCAGCAGAGAAGUCAGAAGAGCCCCCUAGUGGUGAUGACCCAGGAGCUGAGGCAUUGUUACCAGGUACAGCACAAAGCGCCACAGACCACAGACACCCCUCCAGGGAGAAUCGCCAGAAAGCAGACACAGUCUCCUUAUGUUUAGAGGAUGAAUUGAAGAAAUCUAAUGCUAAAAUUAUCUCCGUCAGACAGAAGACAAUAAGGGGACACAUCCAGAAUGUAAGUGAAACCCACCCGAUCAUUUACCACAAUCAUAUUGCCAGCUUGUCCGACUUCCAGAGGAGCCUGAGUACAAGACCCUAUUACUUCUUAAGUUCGCAAAGACCAAUGGGCAAAUCUUGCUCUCCAGGUGGUCCCCUCCUGCAGGACAACAAGGACUCCACAGACCCCCUGAAAAAUAGGCAACUUGGGUUACAGGCUGCCAUGAUAAAGAAGAAAAAAGCCAAUAAAAAGUCAUCAUCUGAUAAUAUGAAGGUCAUCUUACAUUACCUAUCAGCAGAUGGGACAAAGCAAAGGGUGGAGAUGGCCAAGGACGGGAAUGUGGCCAAGCAGAAGCAGGUGAAUAGUUCUGCAAAUAAGAAGACUUUUCUACAAGAUGGUAAAACAAUACAGACGUCUCAAAGUAAGGAGAAGGAUGAGGAACAUGGGGUGGGACCAGUCAUAAAUGGGUUAAACCCCAUGACGGCAAUGGUCCCUGUCCCAUCUCUCCAUGCAAGGUCCCACCAAACACAAAGGUUAUUCUGUCCAAGCAGUGCAAGGACGUCCAGUUCAUCCAUCCCAAGACCCAACAGUGUCCAAGAAACAAACAACUGGAGCUACAUAUCCAUCUCAAAACCAUUGUCACCCCCUGAAGGUCCAACUGAACCUCUGCAGAACAAGACGUCAAGUCCUGACCUAGUGAAGGCCAUGGUGAUGUCUACACCUGAGAUGAGGCCCACGACAUUUACCACCAAGUCCAUCAUAUUAGAGAACAGGACUGGGAGACCUGGAUCUUCUUCUGUUGAAUUAAAUCCAAUGGGAACACAUUUGGCAUCUGAGAGGUCGAUAGAAGGUUAUCAAGAAGAAACCAAGAUGGAAGGUGGAGGAUUCGUAGAGUCAACUGUGGAAAAAGAUCACAUCCGUUCUCCAUCAACUGAGAUGGUGGAAAUUAUAAAUCAGGAGAAAGAAUCCCAUGAGGAACAAAUCCAGAAUACGUUCCCCUUCCCUGUGCAGCACAAUACAAUCCCAGUUAUCAAUAUCCCAACAGCCACUACAGACAGUGCAGAAUAAAUCGGAUUAUAUCACAGCCAGUCAGAUUAAUUUUAAAGGGGUACUUUUAAAUCAACUGGUGCCAAAAAGUUAAACA
Hyla sarda is the source of this 2082-nucleotide messenger RNA. RefSeq lists its product as uncharacterized. Lineage: Eukaryota; Metazoa; Chordata; Amphibia; Anura; Hylidae. The record is from RefSeq and is a predicted model, not a curated record. The transcript is spliced from 10 exons. The coding region runs from base 117 to 2006 and encodes 629 amino acids.